Meleagris gallopavo (turkey) is the source of this 1366-nucleotide messenger RNA. The record is from RefSeq and is a predicted model, not a curated record. NCBI's taxonomy places the organism in Eukaryota, Metazoa, Chordata, Aves, Galliformes, Phasianidae.
AUGGGAAUCGGAAGCAAGACCAACUACUUUUAUCAGAUCCCUCCAAGGCCGCAGGCAGAGCACAGCGCUUUGUCUGAACGAAAGCCGCCCCCUCACAGGGCGGCAGCAGGAGCGCAGGACAGCGCUGUGCCGGCAUCCCGCGCAGCAAGGCCUGCCCCCGCAGCCGUGCCGCCCGCACCCAACAGUGGGCGCGUUCCCGCAGCCCGGGGCCCUCCCUCUGCCUCCACAGCACUCGGCUCUUCGUCUCCCUGCGCCGUUCCCCGCAGUCUUCUCGGCGUCGAGCGCGGGUCCCGCCGGGCCGCCGCCUUCCAUUCGGCGCAGAGCCCCGCAGGGCGUUCCCCCGCCUCGGUACGGACCGCAGCGGAGCGCGCGCGAUCGGGACGCGCCUCAGAGCACCGCUCCGCCGAGCACGGCCGGAUUCGCGAAGCUAGGGAGAGCUGGGGCUGCCUACAGCUUUGUUCCUGCCUCUCACCCCUGCAGAGAGGAGAUGCCUGCGAGCAGUUUGGCUCCUUGGUGGGAUUGCUGGCACCUCUGACGUGUGACCCCAAGCCCACAUCCCGCCAGUUGGCCGUCACCUGUCUGAGCUCCCUUCUCCAAAUCCAAGCCAAAGCAGCCAACAGAGGCAUCGAGACAGGAGACAUCGGGAGCCUAUGUGAGGGGCUGCAUGCCUACAGCACCAUCUGUCAUCUCCAGACUUGGGAAGGAAACUUCCCUCUAGAACGCACCGUCGACUUCAUGAUAGCCAUCAAGGAGACCUUCCGGAGAGCCAAAGGAGUGCGUGUGCGUGCUGCUGGGAAGUGGAUGACCACCUUUCUGCAGAUGUAUGGAAAGGAUAUCUGUCGGGAUGUGCCUCCAAUCCUCUACAUCCUGCGCAGCUGCACAUCAUCUGUGCAGCAGAGCACGUUCGUGCCCUUCCUGUGCCAGGCGGUGGUCAUCCUCACGUACAUCCUCACGCGCUGUCACACAGAGGUCAUGAUCGACAACUUCUCCCGGCUGCUUGGGCCCACAGACAGGUACUGGCACUCCUGCUUUUGCUGUAGCUGCGGUCACAGUUGUUGCUUGCCUCUGCCAGAGGGAUCCAGGGAGAAAGCAGCUUUACUUUUUUCCUCUCAAAGUCUGUUUGAGGCGAAAAUUACUCAAGUUGUGACUCUCCUUUUUCUAGUGAGACAUGGAGGAGAAUAAGAGAGUUUUCUCUUCAACGGUAGAGCUGGUAGAAGAAAGGAAAAGAAAGGAAAAAAAGGAGGAGAAAAGACAAUGGAGAAAGACGAUGGAGAAAGAAAAGACGACGGAGAAAGAAAAGACGACGGCGAAAAGAAGGAGAAGAAACAGGGGAGGGGAGAUGAGAGGAGAUAAGAAAGGAAAGGAA